CCUUCCUCAGCCACCGUAGGCUGAGUCAGAGACAGUCAGCUGUGUCGCUGUUAGCCUGUGAAGUGACAACAUGGCCUUCACUCUGUACUCGCUCAUUCAGGCCGCGGUCCUGUGUGUCAAUGCUGUCGCCGUGUUGCAUGAAGAAAGGUUUCUCAGCAAGAUUGGCUGGGGAGUGGACCAAAGUGUCGGAGGGUUUGGAGAUGAACCAGGCGUCAAAGCACAGCUGAUGAACCUAGUCCGCUCCGUGAGGACAGUGAUGAGAGUGCCACUGAUCGCAGUCAACACAGUCUGCAUCGUGUUGCUGCUUCUGUUUGGAUGAAGUGAAGAGACAGAAGAUGUCAGGAGAACAUCUCCAUCAUCUCAGGAAACCAUUGUAUCUCUCUGACACAGAAUGUCUCCUUUCAACCUGAGGAUGAUUGUUAUCGUUUGAUAUCCCACAUAAUUUCAUGGGUUUCAUACAGCACAGUUGUUCACAAUAUGUAAAUGCAGCUAUGUAGAAUGCCAGAACAUCCCUCUUUCUUUGAAAAGUAUAAAAAAGUAAUAAAGUUAUUUUUAUUA
Paralichthys olivaceus (Japanese flounder) is the source of this 558-nucleotide messenger RNA. Its product is annotated as immediate early response 3-interacting protein 1-like. Lineage: Eukaryota; Metazoa; Chordata; Actinopteri; Pleuronectiformes; Paralichthyidae. Gene Ontology annotation, biological process: endoplasmic reticulum to Golgi vesicle-mediated transport. The record is from RefSeq and is a predicted model, not a curated record. Gene Ontology annotation, cellular component: endoplasmic reticulum membrane; COPII-coated ER to Golgi transport vesicle; Golgi membrane.